AUGGAGGAUCUUAACAAAGCAGCAAUAACCCUUUUUGCCUCACUACUGAAUGAACUCUCUACCCUCAAAGAAAAGUUGGGCAAUGUCAGUCCUCUAAUAAUCACUGGAGUUUCUUUGGGAGGAUCUGUGGCAUCUCUAUUCACUCUUUGGCUACUUAAGGACAAUAAUAAGCAUCCCACUUGCUUCACUUUUGGUUCACCUCUUCUUGGUGAUAGUGGCUUGCAACAAGCCAUAUCAGAACGUCCAUCAUGGAAUUCAAGCUUCUUGCACGUAGUCUCGAACCAAGAUCCAAUCCCAAGAUCUUUAAUUUCACCUACUAAUGACUUUGCUGGUUCUAUUCCUCAAUCUUGUAUUUACAAUCCAUUCGGCAUGUUUCUGCUGUGCUCAGAUUCAGAUUGCUCUUUUUUUGAGGAACCUGAAUCAGUUUUGGAUAUUAUGAUGGAAAUGAACUUAAGUUGCCAACACCAGGACAAUCGUUUCUUGCUUUUCGACUAUAAGCAGGUUUUGGAACGCCUCAAGCAUAGAGUAAUCUUUAAGGGAGCUUCUCAGCUGUUUUACUUUAGCGUGGAUCAACUUCAAGCAGGCAUUGAUCUACAGCUAGAAGCAAUCGGAAUUGGUGGACAGACAAGUAACAUGAACCCUCUAAGGACUAAAGUGAAGAAAAGAGUGGAGGAAUCUUUCGCAGAUAAGAGGAAGAGGAAUGCCAUUGAUCCUGGCAAGAAGCUAAACAAAAUGAAAGUAGCUAUGGCUUGGCUAGAGUGGUACAUGAAAGUAACCCUGAAUGAAGGAGGCUACUAUGAUAGUUACAAACGCAGUGAUUUUCGAGGCAGGGAUGCUGUCAAAAGCAGACAAGAAAUUGUCAAGUACCAAAGAGUCCUCAAUAAGUACUGGAAAGCAAAGGUUGCAGAAGUAGAGGAAAUGCCACAAAGCGAGAAGGCAGCUUUUCGUACUCGUUGGCUGUAUUCAGGGACAAACUAUAGAAGGAUGGUCGAGCCACUCGACAUAGCUGAAUACUAUAUGAAAUCAGGGAACACAGACUAUGUAAAUCUUGGUAGAUCCGAGCACUAUAAAAAGUUGGAGGAAUGGAGGAAAGAAGACAACCCGUCUGGAAGUGGUAACGAUAGAAGGAAGGCCGUUAGCCUCACCGAAGAUUCUUGCUUUUAGGCAUAUGUGGAGGAAGCUAUUAUAAAUUCCAAAAGACUGAGAGAAGGCAGUCUAGAAGAGAAAGACAAUGCAAGGGAGUAUUUGGUUAAUUUUGGGGAAUAUGUAAUGAAUAUGAUAGGAGCUAUUCAGUAUCCUCUGAGAUUUUCCAUCCUCAUAGUAGCUUCAUGAAGUGGUGGAAAGAUUAUAGGCAAGAUAUUCUAAGCUGUUUGAGUAAUUUGCCUUUGGCCUGUUACAUGGAA
Molecule: messenger RNA, 1403 nt
Organism: Solanum tuberosum (potato)
Lineage: Eukaryota; Viridiplantae; Streptophyta; Magnoliopsida; Solanales; Solanaceae
Product: senescence-associated carboxylesterase 101-like
Exons: 5
Coding region: 1-1164 (387 amino acids)
Biological process (GO): defense response; lipid metabolic process
Molecular function (GO): carboxylic ester hydrolase activity
Source: RefSeq, a predicted model, not a curated record